Messenger RNA from Lodderomyces pseudojiufengensis, 663 nucleotides. RefSeq lists its product as uncharacterized. The record is from RefSeq and is a predicted model, not a curated record. The transcript has a single exon. The coding region runs from base 1 to 663 and encodes 220 amino acids. NCBI's taxonomy places the organism in Eukaryota, Fungi, Ascomycota, Pichiomycetes, Serinales, Debaryomycetaceae.
AUGCAAAACACAACAGAUGAAAACAUCCGGUCAUAUGCAAAUGCAAUGAUCCAUUGGCUCUCAGAAUUCUCAGACUCACCAAUUCAAGCUGAUGCAGAGAUUGAUGUUUUCACAAAUCCAGAGAUUUUAUAUUACUUAAUCAAAAGCUUAUUAAAGAAAGAAGAUUUUUUAGACUAUGACGAUAUUUUUAGUACCAAUCUAGUCGUCGAAAAAAAUGAGACAACAAUAUCGGUUAAUCGAAACAUUGAGUAUCAAAUCAAUCAGCUAGAUGUAAUUUUAAAUUUACAUUUCAAAAGAUUUCCAUACUUAAGUCAAAUACCCAAAUUAAAUUUAUACAAGUUAGUUUUAUUCGAUGAUAUUAACGAGUUGGCAUCAAUGUGUCAAAUUUUAUACAUAAUAGGAACCUAUACUUCGCAUUUGGCUUCUAGGGGACAGUCAUUCAUCGAAUUUUUAAGCGAAGAAGACCAAGUUGUGAUGAAAGCCUUUAAUUUAUUAUCGGGUGAUAUUAGCGACAAAAAGGUCUCGAGUCUGACGAUUACUUCAAAUGGUGUGGAAAAGUAUGGUGUCUCGUUAGAUGAGUAUAAUGCUAUCAAAUGGGAGUCGAAUUUAUUUGAAAAAGUUAUUCAAGCUAUAGCUAUUGAGAAAAAUAAAACGGAAGCAUGA